Coffea eugenioides is the source of this 1640-nucleotide messenger RNA. RefSeq lists its product as uncharacterized. The record is from RefSeq and is a predicted model, not a curated record. Lineage: Eukaryota; Viridiplantae; Streptophyta; Magnoliopsida; Gentianales; Rubiaceae. The transcript is spliced from 7 exons. Gene Ontology annotation, biological process: phospholipid metabolic process. The coding region runs from base 121 to 1563 and encodes 480 amino acids.
CUCCUGUUUUUCAAUAAUGGGAAAAAAAUAUUUUUUAUUCCAUUGCACAAAUUAAAAAAAAAAUUAAGAUUAAGAAUUUUCGUGUGUGAGUGCGUGAGAGAGAGAGAGAGAGAGUUGAGGAUGGUUGUGGAGCGGUGGGUUGAAACGGCCGUCGGCGAUGUGUUGAAGGACGGCGCUCGGAUGCUACAGAUUAAGUUGAAAAACCGGUUCAGAGUCGCCGUCGAUCACCAUCGGAGAAUGGCGGGUUUCUACUCCACCGACGGCGAUGGAUACUUCUCGUCGACAAUGCAGCGGUUGAUUCAGCGAUUCAGCGAGUUCCGUAGGGAUUCUCUGCCUUCGUCCACUAUGUUCUACCGCAAACGAGUUAGUAAAGACAUUGAUCUCGAAGCAGAUUCAGUCCUGACCCGAGCGCUUCAGGCUGUGGCUGUUCCUGUUUUUGGAAAUGUUUGUCAUGUUUUCAUGCAUGGCCUGAAUCGAGUGCAGAUAUAUGGUGCAGAAAAACUUCACCAGGCUGUCUUAGGUAGACCAGAAAAUAAGCCCUUAGUUACAGUUAGCAACCAUGUUGCUGCCGUAGAUGACCCCUUUGUUCUUGCUGCCUUACUUCCCCGAAAUGUUCUGUUAGAUGCUCAUAACUUGAGGUGGACACUUUGUGCAACUGAUCGAUGCUUUCGUAACCCUUUGACAUCUGCAUUCUUUAAAUAUGUGAAAGUGCUUCCAGUUUCUCGUGGUGAUGGUAUUUAUCAGAAGGGAAUGGAUGUUGCUAUAUCCAAAUUGAAUCGUGGUGAGUGGGUUCACAUAUUCCCCGAAGGCAGCCGUUCUCGAGAUGGAGGGAAAACCAUAGGUCCUAUUAAGAGAGGUGUCGGCAGGUUGAUCUUAGAUGCUGACAAUGUACCAAUAGUUCUCCCAUUUGUGCACACUGGCAUGCAAGAUAUAAUGCCAAUAGGAGCCAAGCUUCCCAGGAUUGGUAAGACGGUUACUGUACUUAUCGGUGACCCCAUUCAAUUUGAUGAUAUACUCAAUUUGGAAGAAAACCAGAAUAUGUCCAGAGGGAAGCUGUAUGAUGCCGUGAUUGCUAGAAUACGCGAUCGACUGCAGAGGUUAAAAGCUCAAGUUGAAAGAUUAGUGAUUGAACAAUCACUUCAACUUCAGAAUUACCCUACAAAGGUCACUGAACAAUCAGCUGGAAUUUUGCGCCAGGUUGAUUGGGGUUCGCUUGGCAAGGAAACUUAUACACGACUUGAAGACCAUCUAUCCCCGAGGAAAAAUUUAACAACUGAAAAAGUAGAAGUAGACCAAACCCAGUUACAAGAAAGAAGCUUACAGAGUCGGAAUUCUAAAAUGUGUUUGUUCUGGGAAGGUGGAAUUGGCUCUAGGAAUCAUGGUUACAUGGAAUCCGCCGAGUUAAUGGGUUUUGCAGCUAGAGUUUUAUUAAUGAAUAAUACUCCUUGGGUUAAUGACGGCUUUGUUGAUAGUCAAGGAGUUAAUCCAUUGAAGGCUUUGAAUGACUUUAGGAAAUCAAUGUAUGAAAGCUACUAUACUCCUGCUAACCCCAGUUUUUGCUGACAACUGUGUAAUUUAAGGUUAAAAUAGAUUUUUUUUUAAAAACAAUUUUCUGUUUUCUUGUCUUGUCUAGCCAAUUG